Messenger RNA from Ictalurus punctatus (channel catfish), 3217 nucleotides. It is a transcript of the gene enpp2l, whose product is annotated as ectonucleotide pyrophosphatase/phosphodiesterase family member 2. NCBI's taxonomy places the organism in Eukaryota, Metazoa, Chordata, Actinopteri, Siluriformes, Ictaluridae. Gene Ontology annotation, biological process: phosphatidylcholine catabolic process; immune response. The record is from RefSeq and is a predicted model, not a curated record. The transcript has 25 exons. Gene Ontology annotation, molecular function: polysaccharide binding; phosphatidylcholine lysophospholipase A1 activity; scavenger receptor activity. Bases 139 to 2685 code for a protein of 848 amino acids.
GCGCGCGCAUUGGCUGGCGGAGAAGGGCGCACGUGGGUGAGGGUAAACAACACGCCAGCGCGCCCCCGGUGCGUGUCCGGUCAUCGGAACCUCGGUAAAGCCUCGCGGACUUUACUGCAGCACAGACACGGCGGAACAAUGUUGCACGGAAAGCUGGUUGUUUGUGUAUUCCUGCUAGUGCUUGGCCCCCGUGUGUGUGUGGGCUACGUAUUCCAGGCUGCUCAGCCAACAGAAGAAAAGGAGGAGAUUCCUGUACACCCUAAAAUAUCUAUAUGGGAAAGCACAGCUGGGUCUUGUAAAGGGCGGUGCUUUGAGCUGGUAGAGGCGGAGCCUCCCGGGUGCAGGUGUGAUAAUCUGUGUAAAACGUACUAUAGCUGCUGCGCAGACUUUGAUAAGCAGUGCCUCAAAACCGCUGGAGGUUUUGAGUGUACUGCGGAGCGGUGUGGAGAGAGCCGAAAUGAGGACUAUGCAUGUCAGUGUUCAGAGGACUGUUUGGAGAAAGGAGACUGCUGCACCAACUAUAAUGCUCUCUGCAAAGGUGGGAGUCAGUGGCUGGACGGAGACUGUGAGGAGAUUAAUACCCCUGUAUGUCCUGCAGGAUUUGUGCGUCCUCCUCUCUUCAUCAUCUCUCUGGACGGAUUCCGCGCCUCCUACAUUAAGAAAGGAAAAUCUGUCAUUCCCAACAUCCAUAAACUGAGAACGUGUGGGACACGCUCUCCUCAUAUGAGACCAGUGUACCCUUCGAAGACGUUUCCCAACCUCUACACACUCGCCACGGGGCUGUACCCGGAGUCUCACGGCAUUGUGUGUAACUCCAUGUACGACCCAGUGUUUGACGCGAACUUCAAUCUGCGUGGGCGAGAGAAGCUCAAUCCUCGCUGGUGGGGUGGGCAACCCAUCUGGAUAACGGCAGAGAAGCAGGGGGUGAAAGCAGCUACGUUCUUCUGGCCAUGGGUGAUUCCACUGGAGAGAAGGAUCCUGACCAUGCUAAGUUGGCUCCACCUGCCUGAUGAUGAAAGGCCGUAUGUGUAUGCGGUCCACUCGGAGCAGCCUGAUGCGUUCGGCCACAGACUGGGGCCACUCAGCAACGAGCUGGAUAACCCGCUAAGAGAAAUUGAUAACAUCAUCGGUCAAUUGAUGAACGGUCUGAAACAGAUGAACCUGCACCGCUGUGUAAAUGUCAUCAUAGUGGGCGAUCAUGGAAUGGAGGAGGCCCACUGUGAUCGUACAGAGUAUCUCAGCUCAUACGGACUAAACGUUAAUGAGUUCACACUCAUCCCGGGAUCAUCUGGGAGACUGCGUCCCAAAAACCAGAGCGUGCCAUACGACCCAAAGGAACUUGCAGCCAAUUUAACCUGUAAGAUGCCUAAUCAGCACUUUAAGACCUAUCUGAAGCAGCACCUGCCCAAACGGCUGCACUACGCCAACAACCGCAGGAUCGAGGACGUGCACCUGCUCAUGGAGAGGAAGUGGCUCGUAGCCAUGAACCGGUUACCUGGCAGCUGUGGCUACUUUGGCGAUCACGGCUUCGAUAACAAAAUCAGCAGCAUGCAGACCAUCUUUCUGGGAUACGGGCCGAGCUUCAAGUUCAGGACGGAAGUUCCUCCGUUUGAGAAUAUUGAGCUUUACAACGUCAUGUGUGACCUCCUGGGCUUGACUCCUGCACCUAAUAAUGGCACACGCGGCAGUCUGAACUCCGUGCUUAAAGACCCUCCUUACAAGCCCAUACAGCCGGAGGAAGUGACAUCACCAGCACCUCUAGAGCCUGCUGAAACUUCACUACCCUACAACCUGGGCUGCAGCUGUGAUGAUGAGAAUAUGAUCGAAGAGAGCACUGAUGGAUUGCUCGCAGAAGGAGCUGCUUCGUUAAACAAUGUCACCCACCUGCCGUUCGGCCGGCCCGCCGUUUUGUUCCAGACUUCGUACUCUUUACUGCAGCACUCGGACUACGUCGGCGCAUACAGCUACGAGCUGCGCAUGCCUCUGUGGACAGCAUUCACCAUCACACCACAGAUAGAGAGCACUGCAUCACCUCUUCCAGGCUCAGAGUGUGUAAGAGCGGACGUCCGAAUUCCUCCCAAACACACACCCACCUGCGACUCCAACAACCAGGAGAACAAGAUCAUCCGUGGAUUCCUGUACCCGCCUGGUUUGUCCAUCACUCCUGAAUCCAGAUAUGAUGCUUCACUGAUCACCAACACAGUGCCCAUUUACCCUGCCUUUAAGAGAAUAUGGAACUACCUGCAGAUGACAGUAUUGAAGCGCUAUAGUGAAGAGAGGAACAGCAUUAAUGUUGUGACCGGACCCAUAUUUGACUAUGACUUUGAUGGACUCAGAGACACGGUGGAGAAAAUCAAAGAACAUGCAGGUGACUCUGCCCCGGUCCCUACUCAUUUCUACGUGAUAAUAACGAGCUGUGAGGAAGAGAACACAACAGUGGAGGAGUGCGAUGGAGCCAUUUCACCGGUGUCCUUCAUCCUCCAUCAUCGGCCAGAUAACUCAGAAAGCUGCAAUAGUUCGGACGAGCCGUCUCGCUGGGUGGAGGAGAUCCUGCGCACUCACACGGCUCGCGUACGUGACGUGGAACUGCUCACCGGACUCGAUUUCUACCGCUCUGUCGCGCUGCCCUACACAAACACACUCACGCUGAAAACCUAUCUGCACACUUUCGAGGAAAAUGUCUAACACCUGGCGGAGCAACAUCACUAAACACCACAUCACCUCUCUUCCUGGAGCCACUGAUGAUUAGGUGUAUAGUUUUUAUACAGUUUCUCAUAUUUAUUGUUCAUUUCAAACAAAAUAUUGAUGGUACAAUGUUUCAAACAGUUCAACUUUAGACUCACUAAAUAUAUCUGUUUAGAGCGUGAAACACAUUGCGUUAUUGUGAGUAUCUUUGUGUGUGUGUGUGUGCGUGUGUGUUGUAAGUUAACAGUUUGUUAGCAUGUGUUUGCUAGCAUGUGGAGAGGAUUUAUGUGGCGCUCAGUGCUCCAGUUUACUGUGAUAAUAAUGUUACCACAUAGUAACAUUCCCCUACAGAUAACCCCCAGCAAGGCAUGUACCAUAGUCCUUUUCAUCAUAGUUUACAAUGUUACUACAAUAAUGUAUUUGCGAAAUUUUAAUGUUUACGUAUUCUUAAAAUAUCACUACCGCCAUCUGCUGGUUGUGGGGUGACUCACAAUUGCAAAGUAAAAAAAAAAAAAAAAAAAAAAAAAGACAA